Messenger RNA from Clunio marinus, 1006 nucleotides. NCBI's taxonomy places the organism in Eukaryota, Metazoa, Arthropoda, Insecta, Diptera, Chironomidae. The record is from the annotation of a GenBank genome assembly.
AUGAACACACUGAACGCCUUAUCACUAAACAAUACACGUCGUGCCGAAAAUCUAAUCAUUGUUUUUAAUCGCGUACCGAAAGUUGGGUCACAAACAUUCAUGGAACUGUUGCGUCGUUUAGCUGAGAGGAAUAAUUUUGAAUUUCAUCGAGAUUCAGUUCAACGGAUUGAAACGAUUCGAUUAAAGCCGAGUCAUCAACAAGAGCUUGCUGAAACGAUAUCAGCACUUCCUGUACCUUCAGCUUACACGAAGCAUGUUUGUUUCACAAACUUUACUAAGUUUAACCUUCCAAGGCCGAUUUAUGUGAAUUUAGUUCGAGAUCCAGUCGAGAGAAUUAUUUCGUGGUUUUAUUACAUCAGAGCGCCGUGGUAUUACGUUGAGAGAAAGCAAGCUUUUCCCGAUCUUCCAUUACCCGAUUCUCGAUGGCUUCGUAAAGAUUUUCAGGAAUGUGUGCUGAAAGGCGACCCUGAGUGCACAUACACUCAGGGAGCAACCCAUGAAGGAAUAGGCGACCAUAGACGCCAGACGUUAUUCUUUUGUGGUCAUGAAGAUGAGUGCACGCCAUUCAACUCUGAGUCUGCACUAGAGCGUGCGAAGUACGCUGUCGAGACACAAUACUCUGUUGUGGGUAUUCUUGAGGACAUGGAUACAACUUUAACUGUCUUUGAAAAAUAUAUUCCGCAAUUUUUUGCGGGAGCAUCAGAAAUUUAUCACAACGAAAUUCAAAAGUUCAACAAAAUCAACAAGAACAGCUUUAAGUCACCGGUUAGUGAAGAAGUUAAAAAUCUCUUGAGACAAAAUUUCUCCCGUGAAAUUGAGUUUUAUAACUUUUGCAAACAACGUCUACACACACAAUUUCUCGCUGCAAAUUUGAUGGACCUAAACUGAACAACUCAUCUGAAGCGAAACUUUUGUGUUUGAGAAAGAAAAAAAAUAAAGAAAAGAAAAAAGCUCGCUAAACUUUCUUCAAAACAUGAUUCUCUUUUUUUUUCUUUCUACACACAGC